Juglans regia (Persian walnut) is the source of this 1308-nucleotide messenger RNA. Its product is annotated as mitochondrial substrate carrier family protein E. The transcript has 9 exons. The coding region runs from base 40 to 1125 and encodes 361 amino acids. The record is from RefSeq and is a predicted model, not a curated record. Lineage: Eukaryota; Viridiplantae; Streptophyta; Magnoliopsida; Fagales; Juglandaceae.
UAUUCCAAUCGAACUAAGCGCACCCUCUUUGGCGGUUCCAUGGCGGUUCAGGGCCCAACUCUGAGGGAUGUGCAAGCUUCAAGUAACACAGCUAGCAGUCCGUUCUUUGUAUGGAGGGAGUUCGUAUGGGGAGCUGUUGCUGGGGCUUUUGGAGAAGGAAUGAUGCAUCCAGUUGACACAAUAAAGACACGGAUUCAAAGUCAAGCUAUCAUUAGUGGAAGUCAGUUUCAGAACCAAAAGAACAUACUACAAAUGGUACGAGCCCUCUGGGUUGCAGAUGGAUUAAAAGGCUUUUAUAGAGGUAUAACUCCUGGAAUUACUGGGUCUCUUGCAACUGGGGCAACAUACUUCGGUAUCAUAGAGUCUACCAAAAAGUGGAUUGAAGAGUCACAUCCUGGCCUUAGCGGCCACUUGGCACAUUUCAUUGCUGGAGCUGCUGGAGAUACACUUGGUUCUUUUGUUUAUGUUCCUUGUGAAGUGAUAAAGCAACGCAUGCAGGUUCAAGGCACAAGAACAUCUUGGAGUUCUGUUUCCAUGAAAGAUAGCAUCUCUUUGAAGCCUGGUAUGCAAAUGUAUGGUUAUUAUACAGGAAUCUUCCAGGCUGGCUGUUCAAUAUGGAAGGAGCAGGGGCUAAAGGGACUAUAUGCAGGGUACUGGUCUACACUUGCAAGGGAUGUGCCUUUUGCCGGUCUGAUGGUUAUGUCUUAUGAAGCCUUGAAAGAUGUCACAGAGUAUGGAAAGCAACGAUGGAUACCCAAUCCAAAAUACCAUGUUAAUGGUUCACUGGAGGGACUUUUAUUGGGAGGGUUAGCUGGUGGUUUUAGUGCUUAUCUCACCACUCCCCUGGAUGUCAUCAAAACAAGGUUGCAAGUUCAAGGAUCGACUGCUAGGUACAAUGGCUGGUUUGAUGCGAUUCGGACCGUGUGGAUGACUGAAGGCAUAAAGGGAAUGUUCAGGGGUAGUGUUCCCAGGAUUGCAUGGUAUAUACCAGCUUCUGCCCUAACCUUCAUGGCUGUUGAAUUUCUCAGAGACCACUUUAAUGAUGGACAAAACAACGAUAACUCGCAAAAAGUAGCAAACUUAUCAAUAGACAAAAAGGGAUCUUAUUUACAAAAAGUGGUCUAGCAAAUUACAUUGAAUUACAUUGUUCCUACCAUAUCUGUUUCUUAGAAGAACUCUUCUAUCAUAACAAUUUACAGGCUCCUUUGUAAUUGAAUUGCAUUGGUUAAGGCAAUUGUAACAUGGUAUCAAAAAUAUCGAGUUCAUCAAACUCACCAUUGGUUGAUUUGAAGUAACUGAAUUUUGAGA